Molecule: messenger RNA, 4769 nt
Organism: Odontomachus brunneus
Lineage: Eukaryota; Metazoa; Arthropoda; Insecta; Hymenoptera; Formicidae
Product: organic cation transporter 1-like
Exons: 10
Coding region: 2694-4769 (691 amino acids)
Biological process (GO): transmembrane transport
Cellular component (GO): membrane
Molecular function (GO): transmembrane transporter activity
Source: RefSeq, a predicted model, not a curated record
CGAUCUAAAUGGGAGUUCGGUUAAUAAGUUCGAACGAUAAGAGCGCGCAGAUCUACGAUCUAAAUUGCAAAAUUGAGAUUUUUAAGGAUCGACCACGUCGCAUGUUCUCGCGACCGUUCGGAGGAUCGUUCUUGACGUUCAGUAUUCAGCAUGCGAAAUAGGUCGUAUAGAAAGAGAAUGAAUACUCGUGUAACGGAUGCAAAAGAUUAAAACUUCAAGGAAGUCAUCAUGCGGAUUUAGAACGUUUGAAUGGACAUGCGAGUGAAAUCCGAAGAAAGGGGCGUUAUGCGGAUUUAGGACGUCUUAGAAAAUAAGGCUGCCGAGAAAAAAACCGGGGAUAAAGUAGGGUGAUGAUGGUUGGAAAACAAGGGUUACCUCCUCUAAAUGCAGCGCGCGCGCGCACGCAAAUGUCCCAAUGUCUCUGAAUAAUGCGGCAGAGUUGGCGAGAUUUUGCAAAAUUCCGAUUCUAUACGUGUAACAAUGAAGAUCAUCUCGUGUUCUUCAUAGACGAGUCAGCAAGCGAAAAAAUGAGUCGAGGGGUUGAAAAGUGCGCUUUUGAAAGGGAAACCCGUACAGGCUUUAUCAAUAAAAGGUCUCUUUUAUUUACCCGCCGAAGCUAAGAGAAAAAAAAAGUAGGUCAUCAUCAUUAGGGAGUUGCUUUUGUUUUCGCUGCCAAGAGAUAAUCUCGCGCGCUGCCGUUUCACGAUAUUUACUCUCAGGCCUCAUCAUUUUUGCAGAUAACCGCUUCGCAAUAUCUAUCCGCAGACCCCGUCGUUUUUUUCCCCAGAUAAUCGUCUCGCGUGCCUGGUACUGUUUUUCCUGGCGGUGUUUUCCGUGACGGACGAAUGGACGCGGAACUGAUUCUUAUGUCAGUCCGUCGUCAUUCGGUGUUAUCAUCGCCGUCGCGCGACAGUUGGCGCGAUCGCGAACUGUCGCGAGAAAUUGUACGCGAAAACUAGCGAAUAGCUAAAUAACACUCGCGAGACAGGCGAUAACGCGCGCUAUGAAGGGAAUUUCGUUUGCAGAAAAGAGAGAGAAAGAGAGAGAGAGAAAGAGAGAGAGAGAGAGAAGGAACGAAGCGGCGAGGCGGACGAACGUCCGGAGACUGCGGCGAGGCGCUCGACGAAGAGCGACGGCGGCGACUCUCGAUCGGCCGCGGGAGGAGGUGGAGGAGAGCGACUCCGACGAAGAAGAUGUUCGGUAGGAUCAGAAGAGAGGAGGUCUUCUCCGGCAAUGGCUGAUCGCUGUGGCCGCGAUGCCCGCGGCAUUCGAGUCGUUCUGUCGCUCUAGGACGUGGACGUGGAGAACCAGCAGCCCAGCUUGCGCGAGGAGACAUCGUAUUCUCGCGACAGUCGGAUCCACCGGGAUCUACGCGCUCGUGAUCGCGAUCGUGACGUGGUGGGCGGACGCGGAGCGUGAACGAGGAUGAAGGGACAGUCCCUCGAGUCGCGGAACUAGGUGCGUUGUCGCGAGUGAGCCGCGAACGGUGUCGAGACGCGCGCGUUCAAUCGCAACGAGCUGCAGCGAGCAAGCACGGAAGAGCAUGCUUUGCUAAGUGAACGUACGCACGCACGCACGCACGCACGCACGCACGCAUGCACGCGUUCGACAGAGAGGAAGAGAGAAGGAGCCCGCGAAAGAGAAUCAAGUGGACGCGCGUCACUUCCGUAAACAGUCCAACGAGCGAGGGUUAGUGAACGUCGACGCGAGUGCCGCGACCGAGUGUAGAUCUUCAGUGGAAGUAGUUCGCGUAAGGUGCAUUUAAUCGAACCAAAGCUCCAUUGAAAGCUUCAUGCUGCGUCUCGAUGACGCUUGAGACUACUCGAGGUGAUCGUAGAAGAUAAUCCUUUGAUUUGUGAGGACACGGCGAACGCUCGCGAGAGAUACUCGCAAGAGAGUUCAUAUGCAGCAACGAAUUUCUAGAGGCAAGGGUGAGAAGUGAGAGCGAGGAGCGCGCCGACACCAUGUUCCGACUCGGACGCGAAGGAUCGAAUUGAUCGACAGGAGACAUUGCGAUCGACUUGGCGCCUGCGUUGGCCAAAUUCAGGCGAGCUUUCUAAAGGGUUGAACAGGUCCCUCGAUAUUGAUCGGACUUGACGGUUAAUCGUGCGAUAUGAGACAUGAGAUGCGACGUGAUCAUAUGACGGACGUCUGUCAGAGCGCUCAUCCCAGCCCGAUGCAGAUCAGGGCGGUCCCGAUCGGCCGCGACUCGUUGAACUUCAUUGUGACCUUGGCGGUACCGUGCGCGACCUUGGGUCCUGUGUGCCAGGUGACGCUCGCGUCGUAGCACGCGUCCGAAACGUGGAAAAGCCAUCGUUCUCGAAACAGCCCGAUUCGCCGGGGUUACAUCGGAGGGAAGCAGAGAGGCAAGAGGACGAGGAGGCGGAAGAGGAGGACGAGAAGAAGGAGGAGAAGAAGAAGAAGGCGGGGGAGGGCAGGCAGUACCAAGGAGGAGAAACGCUUCCUCCUCGGUGCGUCGGUGGUCGGACGAAGGGGGCGCGAGAACGUGUGUUUGUAAUUCGGCGUGGCUGCCUUCGAGGAUGAGCGACGGCGGUCAUGCUGUGUAAUUCGAAGGUGUACCACGCUACCGUCGCAUCGUGCACGAUCGUCGCCGUGGUGGUGGUCGUCGUCGUCGUCAUCGUUCUCGUCGUGGUCAAGCUGUUGAGACGCGGCAAAGUGCCAUCGCCGGAAAGAUGAGCUCCAUCGACUUCGACGAGGUGCUGGUACACGUGGGAGAGAAGGGCCGAUACCAGAACAUCAUGUACUACUUGUUGUGUAUACCCGCCACCCUGCCGGCCGCCUUCUUGGCGUUCUCGCAGGUGUUCGUGAGUGCCUCGCCGGAACACUGGUGCAGGAUACCGGAGCUGGAGAAUCUAACGGAUUUGUUGUCCUUGGAGGACAGAAAGGCUCUCUCGCUGCCAUUCUCGGUCAAGCCUGACGGCAGGAGAGUUUACUCGAAGUGUGAAAUGUACGACGUGAAUUAUACGGAGAUCAUCGACUCGUGGUUGCAACGUGUCAGUCUACAUAACGCCACUGAUGACAUCUCCAUGUCGACCACGUUUUCGUCAUUUCAUCCACCGAGUCGAUUGCCGUCGCCCCCGGUCAGUAACUCCAAUUGGUCGGUCAGCAAGUGUCGAUAUGGAUGGAACUAUGACAAUAAGGAUUACGAUAGCACCCUUGUGACCGAGCUAGAUCUAGUAUGUGACAACAGCUGGUGGCCUUCCACGUCGACCACGUUCUUUUACGUCGGUAGUCUGUUCGGGAACGUUGUGUUCGGAUGGAUCGCCGACAAAUGGGGCAGAAGGACGGCCUUCUUUUCUAUCCUGUUCCUCGAGGUGAUACUCUCCAUCGCCACGUGCUUCAGUCCGAACUACGUGAUUUACACGGUGCUGAGGACUGUGAAUGGUCUCUUUUUUCCUGCCAUUUACCAAAUACCUUUCAUACUGGCUCUCGAGCUGAUGGGACCGAGAUACCGAACAUUUGCCGGCAUGGUAAUUUGUAUGUUCUUCGCCUCUGCGAUGUCUCUUCUAGCGUUGCUGGGUUACUUGUUAAGGCACUGGUACACCCUAUCGUUAGCCACGUCGGUGCCGUUUGUUCUUCUCUUCAGUUAUUACUGGAUCAUCCCCGAGUCACCGCGGUGGCUUCUCAGUAAAAACAGAAUAGACGAGGCGGAGGUGAUUGUCCAACACAUGGCAAAAGUCAAUGGCAAGACAGUGCCUACAAAUUUUCUCAGGAAGAUGGAGGUGGAAAUAUUAAAGAGACAAGGGAUAUCGUGUAACGGUAGAAACACCAACGGGAGUAACAUCGAUGUGGAGGGCGAGAAUAGAUCGCCACCGACAUCCGCGACGCCCAUGGACCUGAUCACGAAUCCAAACAUUAGGAAAAAGUUUUUUAUUCUUGCCUUCGAUUGGGUGGCGAACGCGGUGGUGUACAACGGCCUAUCGUAUAAUGCAACCAAUCUGGGUGUCUCCGAUUAUCUGGCCUUCUUUAUCGGAGGCAUCGUAGAGAUUCCAUCUUAUGUUGUCACGUGGUACGCGAUGGAUCGAUUAGGUAGGCGAUGGGUAUUGUGUCUAACCAUGCUGUUGGGAGGAAUCGCUUGCGUGUCCUGCAUGUUCGUGCCCGAAGAUGCGGUCUGGGUGACGGUGUGUCUGGCGAUGAUCGGAAAAUUCGGCAUUGCCGCUUCCUUCGCUGUCUUCUACGUCUUUGUGGGAGAGCUACUGCCCACAGUACUGAGAUCCCAAGCGAUGGGCAUAGCCUCGUUCAUCGCUGGUAUCGGCCUUCUUACCUUUCCCUACAUCGUUCACUUAGCAGUCUAUUCGAGGGUCCUUCCACUGAUCGUGAUGGGAUCAUUGAGCGUCGCCGGUGCACUUACGUCCGUAUUCCUACCGGAGACGCUCAACAUUCACUUGCCACAAACGAUCGAAGAGGGUGAGCUCUUCGGGGCUGACUUCAAACUAUGGUCCUGCCCGACAAUACCGAGGAGAGGCAGGACCGAGUCCGUGCCACUGAGGUUUCUGGUGAACGGCAAACCGGGCAGUUGCCCGUCUACCUCGAAGGUCGCGACACAGGAAGCCGCGACUACGCCGGAGGGCGAAAAGCCAGCUGCCGUGCUGCCUUCGAAAGAAGAAGAAGGGGCGAAGAACUUAAGUACACCCAAAGAUGAAUCGACGGACGAGACUUUCGUCGAGACCGUCGUCGAGACCGGCGUCGAGCCGAAGACGUUCAGCGCGGUGGUGGAGGUGAACGUGAGCCGCCAGAAGUCGCAAUGA